CUCCUACAUCAAGGCGGCAGCACGCGUGUCCACAUUACAUUUCAAAGAUGGCCUCGCUGCUUGCCCGUCCUCAGCAGGCGUUCGCCCGCGCGGCUGCCAAGCCGGCUGCGGCGCGCCCCAUGCGCCUUGUCGUUCGCGCUCAGGCGGAGAAGCCCUCUCAGCAGCUGGCGCAGCUCGUCAAGCCGGCGCUCUCUGCAGUUGUUGCCAACGCGCUGUUGGCAAUGCCCGCUGCUGCUGAGGCUGGCAAGAUUUUCGACUUCAACCUGACCCUGCCGGUCAUGGCUGGCGAGUUCCUACUGCUGAUGGUCUUCCUGGAAAAGGCCUGGUUCACCCCUGUGGGCAAGGUUCUAGAUGAGCGUGACAACCUCAUCCGCUCUAAGUUGGGCGCCGUGAAGGACAACACCGGCGAUGUGGACAAGCUGGUGUUGGAGGCCGAGGCCAUCCUCAAGGCUGCACGCGGCGAGGUCAGCGCCUCGAUCAACUCGCAGAAGAAUGCCAAGCAGAGUGAGCUGGACAAGGCCUACAACGAGGCUAAGGCGAAGAUCACCGCCGAGGUUGAUUCUGCGAUCGCUGGUCUGGAGAAGGAGUCGGCGGGCAUGCUGCAGACCCUGGAUGCUCAGGUGGACAAGAUCAGCGCUGAGGUGCUGAAGCGUGUCCUGCCUGAGGGCGUCAAGGUCUAAACUGCUUGCUAUCCAGCAAGUUGAGCGCCCUUAAUUGUGGAGUCGCGAGCCGCGGUGACUAUUGGUUGGGAACCUGGUGACGCACUAACGCGAGCUUCCUUCAAAUUUGCAUAUUUUGAUAUGGAACUUGGGGAUGAACUGAAUAGCUAGCAGUGCACAUCGGGGACCUCGCCUUUGCUGACGGACCAGUUCGUGUUGUGCCUUAACCUGCACGCUUGCAUAGUAUGUUUCUUCCGCUGACUGCGUCGGCGAUUUUGUUGCCGGGUGCUGCCGGUGGGGCAGUUUUCCGGGUAGCCCCUUCUGCCUUGCGUGGCAUCAGCAAGAGGUGUCCUUCGUGUGAUGAUACGCGGAUAGUGUAGAACAAACCUGCGUAUAAUGGCUGUGGGACGCUUGCGAGAAGAACUUUGAAGAUGACUUAUUGAUAGCGGUAUUUUGAGUGUGCUGGUGUCACAUCCCCGUGUGGCCGAAUCUUCCCAACUGAACCACUAAGUUGUAACCGGGUUCAACGGCUC
Molecule: messenger RNA, 1192 nt
Organism: Volvox carteri f. nagariensis
Lineage: Eukaryota; Viridiplantae; Chlorophyta; Chlorophyceae; Chlamydomonadales; Volvocaceae
Gene: gon34
Product: CF0 ATP synthase subunit II precursor
Exons: 1
Coding region: 48-680 (210 amino acids)
Biological process (GO): proton motive force-driven ATP synthesis
Molecular function (GO): proton transmembrane transporter activity
Source: RefSeq, a predicted model, not a curated record